CGUUUCGCACUGCGCAUGUGCUGAUUUGAGUGAGGAAGUGCAGAGAGGCUGCUGCUGAAUCACACAGAGACAAAACAACGCGCUGUUUUUGUUAAAUUUAAACAUGCUGCUGUUACAAACCUCAUAAACUCAACAACAGUGUUUCAAAACGGCUUACAAUGGUCCCUACAGACUUUAAAGCCCUGAUCCAGAGGUUUUACCAUCUUCAGUCUGAGCGGGUUGAGACCUAUCGGCUCUUUGAAGAAGGACACGAGGCCUACUUGAGGACAGGACCCCAGUAUGACUUUGACCACUACAGGCAGCUGGUCCAUGAGAUAACGCAGGCCUUCUGCGGCAUCUCCAAGGAAGUGCUGGAGAUCAAGGGGAAGCUGCACCACGACCUUGACAGACCAGACCUUUCUGAGCACAUUGAGAAGCUGCAGAGCAAAGAGAAGCAGAAACUUGAACUGACAGCCAAGCUGCAGCUGGCCAGGCAGCGGGCCCAGGAUCACCCCGAGGACGAGGGCUGUCAAGAAAAUAUUCAGGAGAUCAAGCACGAGAUCAUCAAGACCAAAGAGGCUCUGAGUGAAAUCAUGCAGGACUUUAAGUAUGAUUCAGAGGAGUGUGAUUGACAGCCCCAUUCCCAGAGGGCCUUGCUUCGCCCGCAUCACGAGACGAGUCGAGCUGACGGGUUCCACUCCGCUCUGCUGCUGCAACUUCCAUCUUGGACUCCUCGGCUGCAUGUAUCGAUCUCCCCCCCGGCUCCACCCUGCUCACUGCUGCAGUCUUAUUCCACCGAGGGGGCUCUUCGCAUUCUGUGUGUUUCUAUCCGGACUCGUGUAGUUUGUGUUAAUGCAUGGCUCAGCAGAAAACAAAAAGAAAAAAAGAGGGGAAACAAGAAAAAAAUCUGCUUGUUCUGUGAUGAAACUUCCUUGAAAGCUGAAUCUGAAGAUGCUCAUCCAGCUAUCUUUGUGGUAAAUUGUAUUUUUUUUAAAAUAAAGACACUUUACAAGACCAGAUUUACUUCUAACCAACAUAUGCUGCUCUUUACAUUAUACACAGUAUAAGAAUAUAAGUUAAAAAGACUCAACAUUCCCUUAAAUAUGCAGGUACAAAAAUAAAAGCAGUUACAGUCUGAGCAGUACAGGACAGUAUGUACAUCCAGGGAUUUCAUUACUCAAACCAGCAUCUGUUUAGGUAAAUCUGUAAGUCAUGCUUCAUGUUUGAUUACUGGCCGUUAACAAUGCUGCAGAUUCAUUUCUUUCUCCCUGAACUGUUCGGCUCCUAGUGAUGAGAUAAUCUGCGGAUAAUGAGCCAUAAACUGUUAUAAAAAUGAUAAUUUCAGGCGAUUAGAUUUGCUUGAAGAACAAGUGUUUAUCUUGUAUUAAUGUGAAAAUUUGAAGUGUUAAAUUAACUUUUGAGAAUAAACUUGCAGUUACUGAUG
Messenger RNA from Acanthochromis polyacanthus (spiny chromis), 1423 nucleotides. RefSeq names its product required for excision 1-B domain containing (gene rex1bd). The transcript is spliced from 5 exons. The record is from RefSeq and is a predicted model, not a curated record. NCBI's taxonomy places the organism in Eukaryota, Metazoa, Chordata, Actinopteri, Pomacentridae. Bases 159 to 611 code for a protein of 150 amino acids.